Molecule: messenger RNA, 369 nt
Organism: Pseudocercospora fijiensis CIRAD86
Lineage: Eukaryota; Fungi; Ascomycota; Dothideomycetes; Mycosphaerellales; Mycosphaerellaceae
Exons: 2
Coding region: 1-369 (122 amino acids)
Biological process (GO): DNA-templated transcription; termination of RNA polymerase I transcription
Cellular component (GO): RNA polymerase I complex
Molecular function (GO): zinc ion binding; DNA-directed RNA polymerase activity; nucleic acid binding
Source: RefSeq, a predicted model, not a curated record
AUGGCGGCAAUCGGGUCUUUGGUCUUCUGCACCGAUUGUGGAACUCUGCUGGAUGCGAAUACUGGUCGCAAGGAGCACAUUGAAUGUGAUGUCUGCGGGACUUUGAAUAAGGAUACUUCAAUCAAGAAGGUUGUGACAACCUCCAAACCAUCGGCAUUCCCAUCAACUCUCCGGACCAGGUUGCGUUCAGAUGUUCAAGAAAUUUCUGAAGGCGAUAUGCAAACCGAUGCGGUGAUCAAGCAACCUUGCGAGAAGUGCGGCAAUGAGGAGGUGCGAUUCUAUACACAGCAGUUGCGAUCGGCCGACGAAGGUAGCACGGUCUUCUACACUUGCCCAAGGUGUAACCACAAAUGGAACACGAACAACUGA